Homalodisca vitripennis (glassy-winged sharpshooter) is the source of this 8820-nucleotide messenger RNA. Its product is annotated as LMBR1 domain-containing protein 2 homolog. Lineage: Eukaryota; Metazoa; Arthropoda; Insecta; Hemiptera; Cicadellidae. The record is from RefSeq and is a predicted model, not a curated record. Gene Ontology annotation, cellular component: membrane.
AUGCCUUCGCUGUCAGUGUUAGAUUUGUGUAGUCAGUGGCGUGGACUUUGGAACGGGUUGUACUUGGUAGAGCCGAGGUUACCUGCAUAUGUUGGGGGCGUGUCACCCCCUCCCAGUUCGUCACGCUUCACUCUGGUUGGCGUGGUCUGUACCAGAGGACCAUACAAGUGUGGUUUUCCUAAAGCAGCUUUAAAGGCAAUCCCUACAGUUACUACUAGUUCCACGGUCCGAGUAGACCAUUUCAUUCAAUCACUGCACCCCAUUUCCUCCCUCCGGAUGGGCGAAGGAUGGAUGCGACGGAAGCGCGCAGGGGUUGCCGCUAGCACAGGGAAUGAUGGCGGCGUAAUUGGCAAUGUACUGGCGUCACUCGGGGCUUGGCACCCGCCCGUGAUUCUCGGGUUGGUGUUGCCGCUCAUGCAGUCGUACGCUAAGGCUGGUGAGUUUACAUUCCAGGGUAAGCUCAAGUCUGCGCUGGUAGACAACGCCAUCUACUACGGUUCAUACCUGUUCUUGUGCGGAGUGCUGCUAAUCUACAUUGCUAUGAAGCCUGGACAAUAUUUGGACGGGCCGAAGCUGAAGGCUAUUGCGUCAUCCGCUAGCAAUACCUGGGGCCUGUUCCUGCUGGUGCUGCUACUAGGAUACGCUCUGGUGGAGAUACCGCGGAACCUGUGGCUCUCGUCAUCAUGUCAAUACACAUUACACCACGCCUACUUCAAGGCUGCCAAGCUGUCUGCAGACAAGUGCGAGGCAGAGGACACACUUGAUGACACGCUUGAGUCUGUGCAGUCAAUAUCCAACUACAUCCGGCCAGGAGACACACUGUAUUCCCAUUUGUCCACGAUACUACACAAGAUCCCACCGGACAUGCGACAGAGCAUGAAGAGGCGGCAGCGCACCCACGAUGAGCAUGGAGACAUGCCCAGCCUCAAGUCCUUAGUUCGGCUACACAAGCAGCUGAUCAAAGCACUCCAGACGUACCGGCGCUGCGAGACCCAAUGGGAGCUGCUUGUAGAGAGGAUCAUCCUUCAGGAGGACAUUGCUCGAAAUCAGAUGAGCCGUGAUCACAGGUUCAAACCAACGUUUGUCAAGCCCCAGUCCCCAAUGGUUGCGGCCAUCUUUAACCCCACUGUUGAGUGGUACUGGAGGUGUGUGAUCCAGGGCUAUCUGCUACGAUUGGCCGCUGUACUGUCAGUCAUUCUGUCUGCAACAGUCGUGUGGUCUGAAGUCACCUUCUUCAACAAGAAACCAGUUCUUUCCAUCUUUGCAAACUUUCUCAGCAUCGCCCGAUCCAACUAUGACUAUCUCACCAUUGAACUUCUAUCAACUGUGAUCAUCGCCUAUCUGUGCUUCUGUGCAUACUCAACCAUUCUCAAGAUACGAGUUCUCAACUACUACUAUUUAGCUCCUCACCAUCAAACUGAUGAGCACAGCCUCAUCUUUUCUGGCAUGAUGGUGUGCAGGCUUACCCCUCCCCUGUGCCUCAAUUUCCUAGGCCUUAUUCACAUGGACAGUCACAUCAUUAAGAAUAACAACAUGGAGACGCACUACACCCAGGUGAUGGGGCACAUGGACGUGGUCUCCAUUAUUUCUAACGGUUUCAACGUGUACUUCCCUAUCGGUAUUCUGGCGUUCUGCCUGGCCACGUACUUCAGCAUCGGUUCCCGCCUGCUCUCUCUCAUCGGCUUCCAGCAGUUCCUCGACGACGACGAUCUGACGAGCGAUCUUGUUGAAGAGGGCAAGGAGCUGGUCAGUCGAGAGAAAAGACGAAGGCAAAGGAACGAAGAAUAUGCUGGCCGGAGGAAGACUUACCAGAAGCAGAGUCCAGCCACCAAACUUGGAGGUUUCGUAUCUCAGCACCGAACGAGAGAAGACUCCACAUCAAACUUGUUGGCGGCUGCUGAGCCGAUCGACACGUACCAGAGCAAUGCCGACGAGUCGUUUAGUCAGGACUUCACGCCCACUCGCAUCGGCGACCCACCUCGGGGCCUGUUUGAUGAUAUAUAAACAGAUUGUAUAGUAGCAAGUUUAGCAAACAAUUUUGCAAGACUUAAGUGCCAUACGAGAGAAAGUUGUCCAGUGAAUUUUGUAGUGCUUGUUCUUUUCUACAAAGUAAAGACAUGUCCAUAUGUAAAUUACCGUGCAAUUAAUUAUAGUGAGAUGAUAGUGUAAGGCAUAGUGCGGUUUAAUGUAGCGUGAUAUAGUUUACAACCAGUAGGCCUACUCCAUUGUUUGACUAAAAACCGUAAAGUGAUUAGUUUGUAGUAUUGUUGUGAUUAUUUUCCAAAUGAAAGCCAUUCAUGUGGUGUAGAAUAAGUAUUAUCAAAAGUAUAGAAACUUAUGUUCAGUUAUAUAGUUAUGUUUCAUACAAUACAAAUAUUUAAUAGUCGUUGUUAAUUGUGUUACAGAUUCUGAAUCUAUGGUAAUUAAUGAAUCUAGAAGCUUUUGCAAAUCAUUCUGUAAUUAGAAAAAUAUAAUUUAACCCUUUGGUUGCCUCACCAUAUUAAGAAAGUUUGCAUCGAACACAGCCAUUGGUUUUCUGGGAGUCAUUGUAUGGCUAGGAAAGGUGAAACGGAUGUUUUAGAAGAUUGGUUAUAUUGUUCUUUAGACACAUCUUUAUUACAAAUAGAUUGUCCGUGGUACUCAAGGGGUUAAAAGCUUUGACAAUCUGCCUCUGAUAAAAUCGUUUUCUUAUUUUGCUUUUUACUUUUUUUAUAUUGAUGUUUUAAUUUUGUAUACAGCAAUGUUUAAACGUUUUUGCAAAAUCAUCUAAAGAUGUUCUAGUUAGAUGUAUGUUUGGGAAUUAAUAAUAUACCUACUACAUCUAAACCUUUUAAGGGCCAAAAUACAGUGUGAGUUAAAAGUUUGGAUAGACUCUGUUUAGUUUUUUAUGGAUAAAGAUGGAUGGAUUUAACUCUGAAUACCUUUUUUGGAAAUAGAAGAGAACUUUUUAGUCACUGUUACAACUUUGCCCAUUCCCCGAAAUGGGAUUUUGGGGGGGCUCAAAGUUUUCAAAUGUAAAGACCCAUUACGUGACACGGGGCUUUGAAAGUUCUUGAUAAAAGAAGAAGAACAGUGGAAAUUAGAGCUUUCUAUCUCAAUCCAGUACAAAAUAGCAGCUCAUUGAAAUUAAUGAAAAAUUUAUUGAGGCAAAACAUGAACAUCCACAUUCAGAACAUAAAUAACUUCGAUAGACAACCACUCUCCUUACAAACUCAAACCUGUUAUACAGUUAUUACCUGCUGCAGGGCAGACCUCCCUUAUCUUAUCAGUUUGGAGGGUUCAGUAUCAUGUUCAGAUUCUGGUUGGAAUUAACAAAAUGAAUAUGUGUUGAGAUAGAAAAGCUCUAAUUUCCUAGAAAGGUGUCCUGAGUUCUAUCCCUGCAUCUUAAUCCAUCAAAAAAUAGAGUGUAUCCGUACACUUAACUCACACCGUAUAUGUGGACUGUAAGUCAUUCAUCACAGAUUUAAAUAAUAUUCUCUAACUUUUUUCAAUUAUUAACUUACAAACUACAGCAAACGAGACAAAAUAGUAAUCAUGGUCACCAUGUUCGUUUUAUUAUACAUCAUGUUUGUCUCCAUGUGAUAAACAAUCUAUAUAAAUUAAUAUUCAUGUCCAAGUUUACAUACAUUGGAAGUUUUCACUUGCUUUCUUUCUAGAAAUCGUUUAGUGCAUAAUCUAAAUGAGUGAAUCAACAUGACUGAAUCACCACCGAAAAUCUGUAAGUUAACAGGCAUAACUUUCCCUCUGUGUUGAUAACUGAGUGAAGUAAGCAGGUGUUGAAAAUAGUCAUUUUCCCACUUUUUCUUGCCUUGGAAGAUUUGCAAGUUUAUUAUUUACUAGUUGUAUGUUACCUGUAGUAAUUGCAUUUAUUUUCAAGUUUAGUGGUUAAAUUUUAGUAUAGUUUAACAUGCCUAGUUCCCUCCUUUCAGUGUUUUAAUUUUAUAAUUAGUGUUAGGUUUUAAUAAACUAGGGAUGUAUCCUAUCACACCAUUAUUUCCCCAUUUAAUUUUAAAUAAAUAGUACAUUGCAUGAUUUAUACCCUUUUUGUGUGUAUUAAUGUGUUUUUACAGAUGUUUUGCACCAUAUCACAUUUACAUUUUAAAUUUCCAGGCCGAUUUCUGAAUACUCCAUCAAAAUUAAUAUUUUUAGUACACUCUGGCAUCAGCCGACUAGCUCAUAUUUUCUUUUUAUUUACUCCUUAUGUUCUCAUUUCUAAUAUAUCUCUUUUGUUUUCUUUGUCAAUAAGGUUGAAAUAAAUAUAGCUUUAUGAUUAUCACAACAUUCAUUAUUUCAGUCUGAAUAAAAUUACAUACCUAGCAAAAAUCUUAUAUCUCGCUUCCAAGCAAGACUUAUUCAUUUUUAUAAAUAUUUCUUUUAAAAAUUAGUUAACCCUUCACACAGAUGCGGAUAUAUACAUUGAAGACUGUGCUUGUAGCGAACGGUUUGCGGACAUAUCUGCAAAAUCAGAGCAAAACUAUUACUAUUUAAGAUGUUAAUUUUUGUAACUGUAUUAAAAAGAUGUAAUUUAUAAAAAUAUAAACAAAAAUUCUAGAAACAAAUUAAAUUAUUAUUUUUAAGGUAAAUGUGUUUUGUGGUUUGGCAACAUUGCAGUUGAAUAUAUCAGCACCGUCUUUUUCCAUAAAACCGUUAAAACAUUAUCUGGCGGAACUCACACACUAAGUUUUACAUCAAAAUGUAUCAGAAAAACGUGUUUCUAAAAAGCUUGAUGUAUUUUGGCAGUUUUCAACUGUCUGUGAAGGGUUAAACGUACUUGUUUUUUUACACCAUAAAUCAAAUUGGUAGUUGUUGCAUCAUUACUAUUAUUGUGUAAAUCUUGUUAUCUUGAAAAGAGCGAGAAAAGGUAAUGUUAACAAAAUUAUAAGGUUAAUAUAAACAAUUCAUCCAAAUAAAUGAAUUUCAUAUAUUUAUUGUUUAAUAAGCAUAGUGUUGUCAUUCUUUCAACUUUAUAUACCCCCUAUUAAUACUACAGCACUACUUACUCAAAAAGUGUUAACUUCCAUACAUGUUAUAUGAUUUAUUCUCAGAGUGAUAUGGUGGUACAUUAACAGUUGGAACUGGCAACAGUAGUUGUUAACAGAUUUUUUUUACCUCUAAAGAAGAAAAUAUGACUCAUCAGUUGACUCUUGUAUGACUAGAGAAAUGUUAUGUGUCCAUACAUUGGCUUAAACUGCAACAAUACCCAUAGUGUAUAAGAAUGUAUUUAGUGCCAUUUAAAAAUUAUUUAGAAAUAUCAUUUUUGUUAUCAAGCCACAGUUGAUCCCAAAAAAACUUGAAGACUUCAUACUAUAUAACAUUAAUGUUUAUGUAAUUUAGAUUUCGAUUUCUAGUUUCCAUUGCAUUUACAUACACAACUUUGUUUAUGAAAUGGUUUUGGUGUCAAAUCAAUCAAUUUACUUGUUCUUAUGUGAUUUUCUAUAGUAUUUUACAGCCAUUUUUAAGGGUAUGAUAACAAUUUUUCUUUCAUGUUGUCUGUAGUAACAAUACAUUUUUUAAUGUACAAACUUUGAUUAAGUUGAACUAUGUUAAGAUCUUAGUUUUAAUGGUUGGCUGUGUUACUUGUGAAAUAGUUUUUUUGUAUAUAUUUUCCUUGAGUAGAAUUUUAACGGUUGUUUGUAAAUCAAAUUAAGUGUACUUUUGGUUUUAUUUUUGUAUUUUAUGGAGCUUUACACAUUCAUCCGUCAUUAAUAAUAGUUAACCUCAGUAUGUAGUGUACCUCAAUUUGUUAAUGUUUUUUAUUGAUUUUUUUUAUAUUUUGUCUUAAAAUUAAAUGGUAGAAAAAUAAUAUCACACUUUAAAUGGUUGAACACAAUUCAUAAUCAAUUCUAAAUGUCUGAUGCAAAAUCUUAACUGAGCAGGAGUUAGCUUUUUACUAAUCUAAAUAUAUGAAUGGAUUAAUUAAAAAUGUAUUUUAGUCUGAUUUCAAUGUUAAAGUUUUACUCUUCUACGUGUUACAUUUCCUUUUCAAGUCUGUAUUAUAUAAAUUAAUUCGGCAAUGCUGGUUUGAUUUUGAUAUUAAAUUAUAAUUUAUGACAAAGAAAUGUAUUAUUUGGUUUACAUGUCUUGUAACUUCUGAGAGUUUAUAGGCAACUAGCACUGUGUUGUGUCAUUGACAAAGAUUUUUAAAUUAUGGAAAACGUGAAAUUGAUGUUGCGGCAAUGAAAAUCAAGGAGGCUAUGGAAAUAUUCAAAACCUCUCAAAAUAUCAACUGCAAUAUCAAGGUUCCAAACAAAUGAAAAUCGUUAAAAUGAAUAUAUUGGGAGGAGCCAUUUUGUUUACUCUUAUAAUUUGGCUCAUAUAAAUCAUAGACAAAAUCAUAACAGUUUUAGUAUAAUACAUUUGUCAUUUUACAUUUACAUUUAAUUUUAGUUGAGUACAAUGUUCAAUUGUACUAAUAAAUUGGAAUUUAGACCUCUUUGCUUUUUAAUGUCUAGUGAUUACAGAGUGUUAUCCAAAAAUAAAUUAUGUAAUAUACUCAUAUAUUUAAAAUAGCUAUACAAAUUUGAUUAGUUUCAGAAAUUAUUUGAGAAAUUGUAGAUAGGUAUUUGAAGAUGUAAUCUUCAUUUUUAAAUCAGAUGUUGUUAAAAAUAUAUUAAUCUUUUUAUUGUACGAUACACUGGCCCAUCAAUUACCAAAUUAUAUUAUUCAAACUGAAGCAAUACAUCCAGCCGAUUGACCAUGAGGCACACUACACACACUGUCUGAAACUAUUUAUUCUGUUAAGUUGAAUUUCUUAACAAAUUAUAGUCUGUUGUUAGUUUUAUCAGUAUAGUAUUCAUUUUAAACUUGGAAAAAACUAUAUAACUAAAUUGCUCUAAACUUGUUUUUAAACUGUCUGUGGCAAGUUUAAUAUGUUGUUGUCUUUAACAUAAUAAAGUUGUUGAUAUGUACAAAUUUUAUAAUUAUUUUUAUACUUUUUGUUUAAUGUAUGUCUUAAGUGCAAUUUUUUAUACAUAUUUUCUUCCUAGUUAAAUUUUAGGGAUGUUGUGUUAUGCAUUAGAAUUUCACCACAUCCCUUCUUCACUUUUAACCUAGUAUAUUAGUUUUCACUUUAAUCAUUUUAUUAUUGUGUCAUGGCUUUUGUUCUAACUUAUAUUUUUAUUAGUAUCAAGCACUAAACUUUGUCUGUCUGUGAAUUACUCAUAUAUGGAAAUUUUUAUAUCAUGAAAUUUACUUACUAUGAGUGUUAUUAAUAAUUUAUUGGAUUAAUUAAAGAAUAUUUGUCAUAUUUAUAUUAUUGAUAGUUUUUAAAGAUAAAAACGUGUUUGUUUUUUUAGUAAAUACAUAUUGUGGAAUGCUAAGGUGAGAUAAUAUUUAGAAAUUUUAACAUUUACAAUUUGUUAAUACAUUGCUAGACCAUGAUGGUAUAAGUGAACAUUGUUCUAUAGUUGGUGGAGCCCUUUCCAAUAUUUUGUACACUGUCACAUUAAUACAAAGACAAGGUUCCUAAAAAUCAUUUUUAGGAAGCAUCUAUUUUUAUUAGACAAAAGACAAGAUCAGAAAAAUUGUACCUUUUCACAAGUGUUAUUCACAAUUAACUUUUUAGUUUUGAUUUAUUUGUAUUUUGUUAUUGUACAGUUUUUUACUGAAUAUAAUUGUUUCCAUGUUGGAAGAACCAAUCAAAAGGAUCUAACGAUUUCAAUUGUUUUUCACUUGUUUAGCUUAAAACAGAAAAAUCGCAUUCACCACUUCUGCGUACGAACUAGCCAUAAAAAAUGGUUUCAUUCUGAAUUCAUGAAAAAAUGCAAUUGUAACCUAGCCACCUUUUUUAGAGUAUGCAUUUUCUAAAAGUGAAAUAAUUCUUUGUUUGAAGUUUAUUUUUGACGAUUGUGAAUGAAACAGAAUUUUUCCGAACAUUUGCCAUCGUUCAGUGAAACAAAAUAGUGUUACUGAUUUUUUUUUUCACUGAACGAUUGUAAAUGUCAGCGAAACAAAAUGUAUUUAAGGAAAACACAUCAUGCAAAUGGAAUAAUGGCAUAUUUUAACUUGUGUUGUGUUGUGUGUGUUAUAUUUCUAAUCAGAAGUGUUGCCGUUCUCUGAUUUCAGUUUAUUUUAACAAUUUUAACUACGCCUGUAUCAUAAGAAUGCUGUAUUGUAUAAUACCAAAGAAAUGCAUGGACAAAACCACAGCAUGACCUAACCUCAAAUCAAAAUAGUUUAUUAUAUAACAGUGCAUGCAGUUUUAUCAGUAUUAAACUGUUUAAUUUUUUCUGUGACCUAAAAACGCAAUAUCUGUGAGAAUUUUUAAUGUAUUUCUUAAUUAAAUCAUCCACAUAGCAUGUGGUAAUCUGAAAAUGUGUGAAAAUCAAAGCCUGUGCAAAUUUAUUCUCCCGGGUUUUUUACUCUUUAUUCUAAAUUUAAAAUAUAUGUAUGGGGCUUGGCUCUUAACUUAAUAAUUUGCAUUUACAAUUGUGCUCACUUGUUUGUAAGUUAAGUAAAUACACUGACGAGUUAUAGAUAAGUUUUAUUUAAAAAGUAGUAUUUAUUAUUCUAUAAUUAACAUUAGUUUAACUUUUAGAUUAAUUUUUUAACCAAGCAUUAAUUUUAUAACAUGAUUAUUAAAAUAUAAAUGUCGUUUAACCUUGAAUCUUUUAAUGGAAAAUUAAAAUACAUGUACAUUUCAUAUAAUAUAUAAAUUCUGUGAUAGGACAGAAACUGUGUUUUUCUUAAUAUAUGUUAAUAAGAACUACUAUUCUCAGUGACGUUUUCCUGUAUAUAAGUACAUUAUUUUAUAAAUAAUUGCACCAUGAAAAUAAAUUAUAUGUCAGUGUCUGAUGUUAUGAUAUUAAAAGUUACAGUAUU